Messenger RNA from Nicotiana tabacum (common tobacco), 1134 nucleotides. The record is from RefSeq and is a predicted model, not a curated record. NCBI's taxonomy places the organism in Eukaryota, Viridiplantae, Streptophyta, Magnoliopsida, Solanales, Solanaceae.
AUGCCAUCUGUUUCACCAUCUUCAUUGGAUGAUAUAUUUCAUGUUGUAGGAUAUAUCUCUACUCCUAGUGAUCAGGUUACUCCUAGUGAUCAGGUCAUCUCCCCACCCUCAAUCAAUGAAUCCCUACCUUCUUCUCUUAUUCCUCAUCCCUCAUCUACCUUGAUUUCUCCUCCAUCUUCCUUACCAUCUCCUUCUGUACCUCACAUUGAUCCUUCUAUUCCUCUGAGAAAAUCCACUAGGACAUCAAAACCUCCUCUGUGGUUAACAAACUAUGUUCAAUAUUCUUCCACAACUCCAUACCCUUUAUCAAACUCCUUAUCCUACUCCUCUAUCUCUUCUUCUUAUCAUACUUAUAUAGCAACCUAUUCUAUUAUUUCUAAACCUACUUCCUUUUACCAAGUUGUCCAAGAUCCUAACUGGAUUCAGGCUAUGAAAUUAAAAAUUGUUGCUCUUACUGAUAAUCAUACCUGGGGUGUAGUUGAUCUAUCUGCAUGCCAAGAUGCUAAUCUUGUGAUCAUUCUAGUAUAUGUGGAUGACUUGUUAAUCACUGGCAAUGACACCAAACUGAUAGAAGAAGCUAAGAACAUUCUGAACAGCAACUUUAAAAUGAAAGACUUAGGGGAAUUGAGAUAUUUGUUAGGGAUUGAAUUUGCAAGAUCAUCUAAAGGUACAAGUCAAGAAUUAAAAGAUAGAAACCCAUAUCAAAGGUUGUUGGAAAGAUUGCUAUAUCUGGCUAUCACUAGGCCAGAUAUUUCUUUUGCAAUCCAAACAUUGAGUCAAUACAUGCAUUCUCCAACAGAGAUGCAUUAUGAAGCAGCUUUAAGGGUGAGUACAGUCUCAAGGAGCUCAGAUGAAGCUGAGUACAGGAGUAUGGCAACUACAGUGGCAGAACUUGUUUUGUUACAAGGACUGUUGCAGGAAUUAGGCAUAAAGGUUGAGCUGACCAUGGAGCUAUUUUGUGACAGCAAGGCAGCAUUGAAGAUAGCUUCAAAUCCUAUAGCAAAGGUUGCAACUAAGGGAAUGGUGAACGACAGAGAAAUUAACGCUUCCAACACCCAAGCCAAUGUCAUCCAGGAUGCUGCUGGCAAGAACGGACGUAAUAAAAAGAGGAAUGCUACCAACAAGAGCCAUUAG